CUUCCUUUUAAGCUCGGCGCCUGGGAGGUGGGGCCCACGCGGAGUCAACAUGAGGAUCGAGAAAUGUUACUUCUGUUCCGGGCCGAUCUACCCUGGCCACGGCAUGAUGUUCGUCCGCAACGACUGCAAGGUGUUCCGAUUUUGCAAAUCCAAGUGUCAUAGAAACUUCAAGAAGAAGCGGAAUCCACGCAAGGUCAGGUGGACUAAAGCCUUCCGGAAGGCAGCUGGCAAGGAGCUCACGGUGGACAACUCAUUCGAAUUUGAAAAACGUAGAAACGAACCUGUGAAGUAUCAGCGAGAGCUGUGGAAUAAAACUAUUGAUGCAAUGAAGAGGGUUGAAGAGAUCAAACAGAAACGGCAGGCCAAGUUUAUAAUGAACAGGUUGAAGAAAAACAAAGAGCUACAGAAGGUUCAGGAUAUCAAAGAAGUCAAACAGAACAUCCAUCUUAUCCGGGCUCCUCUUGCAGGCAAAGGAGAGCAGCUGGAGGAAAAAAUGGUACAGCAGUUACAGGAGGAUAUGGACACGGAGGGCACUUCCUGAUGGUGCCGCCUGCAGCCAGACCUGUGCACACUGGAAACCAGUGGAGACUGUUGGUCCCUAAGUUAUUGAUUGGUUACAUAAUGUCCCCCAGGCAAAGGUGACUCACAUGCUUCUCUCUACAGUGCAGCCUGUAAAAGCAUCCAUUGCGGGUGUUAGGUCUCAACUCAAUGUUCUGCUUCACUGUGUUAUGCUCACAGAAACAUACAAGUUUGUGUGUAGAUGAAGGUGUGAACCCUGGGCAUAACAUGGUUGAAUUGUUGCUUAAUGGCACCAGGCAGCAUUUCUGCACUAUCAUGCUAGUGUAAAAUCUGUAAUAAAGUAAUAUUUUCCUUGCACUAGGAUAGUCUGUUUAUUAGGGCUAUUGAUGCAGAGCUCACAGCAAGGAACUCACCGUUCUCAUGACAACCCCAGUCUCUUGUUUUGCUUUAGUCUGUUCAGUAUCUCCUUAGAGUUGCAUAAUGGCCUCAUACCGUGCCACCGUGCUGCUGAGUUAUGCUGGGCUGUCUGCCCUGCUUCAGCCGUGUAGUCUGCAGCUUGUGGGGGUGGACCGGGCUCCAAGUUGGGACUUCUGCUCCCUCCACCCCCAGUUCUCUCCAGCCUAGUAAUGGUCUAGAAGCAGAAGAAUCUUGGUGCCUUUUAAAAUUUAUUUUGUGGUUUUCUUUUUCUUUUUCUUUUUUUUUGAGACAGGGUCUCUUUUGUGCAGCUUUAGCCGUCCUGGAACUCAGAGAUCUACCUGCCUCUGUCUCCUGUAUACUGGGAUUAAAGGUGUGCACCAUCACACCAAGCAUUUUUGAUUUUCUUAAAAACAAAAAAACAAACAAAAAAAAACCCCAGCCAAACAUAAACCUCUUUGUUUUUGGAAAACAGAAUGGAAAGAAUGUUGCCUAUUAAUUUGUAAAUAAAACCAUUUCUAAAGUGA
Molecule: messenger RNA, 1460 nt
Organism: Microtus ochrogaster (prairie vole)
Lineage: Eukaryota; Metazoa; Chordata; Mammalia; Rodentia; Cricetidae
Gene: Rsl24d1
Product: ribosomal L24 domain containing 1
Biological process (GO): ribosomal large subunit biogenesis
Cellular component (GO): nucleolus
Molecular function (GO): structural constituent of ribosome
Source: RefSeq, a predicted model, not a curated record